UGCAUCCUCUGAUCCAUAAUCCAGUCUUAAAGCAAUACAAUUUUGCAAAAAAUGAAGCAAGCUCCCAUUAAUUUUGCUACUUAUCUCCUGCUCUUGGUUGUUCUUCUUGCCACUUCUAGUGUUCUAGUUGAUGGGCAUGAGUGUAAGCCAAGCGGCAAGAUUAAGGGAACGAAGCCUCCAAAGGGUGGAAGAAACCAUGGUGAUGAUUCUGAUUCCUGUGAGGCAGGCAAGCAUUACCCCAUCUACAAGUGCUCACCUCCCGUAACCAAACAUACAAAGGCGACUUUAACUAUCAACAGCUUUGAGAAAGGUGGCGACGGCGGAGCACCAUCGGAAUGUGAUGGAAAGUUCCACAGCGACCACAAACCGGUGGUGGCAUUAUCAACUGGGUGGUUCAAUAACAUGAAGAGAUGUCACAAGUUCAUCAAAAUACAUGGAAAUGGAAGGAGCGUGAAGGCUAUGGUGGUGGAUGAGUGUGACUCAACUAUGGGAUGUGAUAAAGAUCAUGACUUUCAGCCACCAUGUCCAAAUAAUAUUGUUGAUGCUUCUAAAGCAGUUUGGAAAGCUUUAGGUGUUAAAGAAAGUGACGAUAGAUUUGGAUUUAUGGAUGUCACUUGGUCUGAUGCUUGAUUUAACAGCUUCCAUUGCUGUGUUCUUGUCUUUUGGUUCUUACGAGAAUGCUUUUGUUUUCUACUGCAUUAAUAAGAUUGCUUAUUAGUAAAAGCAGUAGGCAUGAAUUCUUGUAUCAAUAAAUAACCGUUUGUUGCAUUAUUUCUAAGUGCAAAGCUAAUAAUUGAGAACACAGUGAAAAUUAAUUGUAUUAUUCUCCCUUUCAAUUCAAAUUUUUUGAAUUUAGAUUUAAA
Messenger RNA from Manihot esculenta (cassava), 863 nucleotides. Its product is annotated as kiwellin-1. Bases 52 to 630 code for a protein of 192 amino acids. Lineage: Eukaryota; Viridiplantae; Streptophyta; Magnoliopsida; Malpighiales; Euphorbiaceae. The record is from RefSeq and is a predicted model, not a curated record. The transcript has a single exon.